AUGGACUUCAGUAAUGAUGAUGAAUUCGAUUUAAACGAUUUAAAUUUUAAAGAUAAAAUGAAGAUUUCUGAUAUUGCUGAUAUUUACGAACUUUGUAAAGGCUACUGCAAUACGCGAUAUCUAAGCGUUCUCAUUUAUCUAACUUUACGUGAUUUCAACGUAUCAUGCCAAGAUACGGAUGCAUUUUUAAAAAGCCAUGACGGAUUGACUUUCCGUAGUGGAGACGUUCGUCAAAGGCGUUGGUUUAUUGGCGAUUCGGCUCCUUUCUUUAGUAAAGGUCAUGGUAGAAGUGUAAUGGCCUUGGACUUCCUUGUCCAACAUCCUUCGAGUCCGUUCGUUCAUUUGAAUGAACGCGAAUGGAUGAAAGCCGUAGAACAUUAUUCAGAUUUGUUAAACGACAACGAUAUCCGAUAUGGCAAGUAUUCCGCUACAGCAUUUGCUCACUUAGGAGUUGAUGCCUAUUUUGACAAUAGCGUAAUCCUAUUGCAGUUCGAGCGCUUAUCUAAACUGCUGAAAUUUAAAGAAGAAUAUCAGUACCACAACAUUGAAAUAUUAGUUGAUAAUGCCACAGCACAUACAGCCAAAAACUAUAGCAUUAACGAUUUUGGAAAACGUAGUGGGACAAGAUGCCCGGUCUCAUCAAUUGAAUACUUAAAUGAUAACAAUGAAAUGCAAAUACUAGAAUGCUACUACCAAUCAGGACCGAAGAAAGGGCAAAGUAAAGGACUGCUAUCUAUUGCAAUGGAGCUAGGACUUCCGGUUGCACCAAAUAUAACGUUAGAUGAGCUAAAAUCAACUUUAUCGAAACAUAGAGCUUUUCAGAACGUGAAUAAAAGUCAAUUGUAA
Molecule: messenger RNA, 846 nt
Organism: Rotaria socialis
Lineage: Eukaryota; Metazoa; Rotifera; Eurotatoria; Philodinida; Philodinidae
Source: the annotation of a GenBank genome assembly